Messenger RNA from Malus domestica (apple), 465 nucleotides. Lineage: Eukaryota; Viridiplantae; Streptophyta; Magnoliopsida; Rosales; Rosaceae. The record is from RefSeq and is a predicted model, not a curated record.
AUGACGAAGCUUCUCGACCCAAACCCGAGUACCCGAAUCACCAUUUCCAAGGUCAUGGACUCCUCCUGGUUCAAGAAAUCAAUUCCUAAAGUCAUAUUGACGAAACAGAAGCAGGAGUUCGACGAGCCAAGCGACAGGAUCACGUCGAAGCAGACAGAGACACUGAAUGCAUUUCACAUAAUCUUGUUGUCGGAUGGGUUUGAUCUGUCGCCCCUCUUCGAAGAGAAGAAGCAGGAGGAGAGGGAGGAGCUGCGGUUCGUGACAACGCUGAUAAAGAAGAGUGACUCGAUGGUAAGGCUACAGGGGCAGGAGAGCGGGCGGAAAGGGAAGCUAGCGAUAGCGGAAGAGAUAUUUGCCAUGGCGCCGUCGUUUUUGGUGGUGAAGGUGAAGAAGGACAAUGGUGAUACGUUGGAGGUGGGGCGACCUCGAUUUGUCGAAAAGCGUGCUUGCCGCCUCUUUGGAUGA